AUGAACCAUCAAGACCGAAUUGCGAUCAAUUGUUCCGUGGAGAAAUUAAUUUCCAUGACAAAGUACUGUGUUUUACGUGAUGAGUGCUUGAAUAAAGGCAUGAUGUCGCAUUUGAUGGUUUCUAGAAUCGAGGAAGUGGCGCAAGAUGAAACAUCGAGGCAUAAGAAGUUGUUCGACAAAAUCACCAAACGGGGCCCGAAAGCCUUCAAUACUUUGCUGGACAUAUGCCAACGGCAUUUCCCCAGCGCCUACGUAAUGCUGAAUCCAGCAUCGAACGACAACCAAAUGCAUUCUACUCACAACACUAAGCGUCAGCGGUCUAUCAGUUUCAACGUCCUUUCGAGACCGAAUCCGUUGCGUAGCCAGGGGGAUGUGGAGGAUGGUAAGAAUAACAAUCUUGCCAAUAGCACACUCGCAGAGGAGAAUAAGUGCACGUUGGAGGUGUAUCCGGACACACUUCCGGAUUCCUUCACGGUGACCCUGACCACUGGGCCUGUUCAAACACACCCUAAGGUGGCACCGUAUUCUAUGAAAAGCCGUAAUCGAGGAGUGGUCUUCAUCGUGAAUGUGAUCGACUUCGUCAAAAAUGUUCACCCCAAACGCAACGGAGCCGAUAUCGAUGGGCGAAAUCUGAUUUCCAUUUUCCAGCAGCUUGGUUUCGUGGUGUUUUACUACGAAAAUAUUACACGAUCGGAUCUUGACGAAUUAUUGGUUCAGUUGAAGGAAUCCGAAUAUUUGUCUUGUGAUUGCUUCGCUUUCUACAUUCUUUCUCAUGGCGACCGCAAAAAUGGCUGUGAUUACAUUUUCCUACACGAUAAUUCGAUACUUUUGGUCGAGGAUCUUCUGACUGACUUUAACACUGUGAAUUGUGCCCGAUUGGUCGGCAAACCAAAAAUUUUCUUUAUUUCCACUUGCCGUGGAAUGCAACCGGAUCUUGGUUCUUAUCGGCUUUCAACCAAUACGGAGCGUGAUGGUAUAAACAUAAAGCCUUUGCCAACAAACAUCGGAACUUUUUGCGACAUGCUUGUCUGCUACGCUACAGUGCCGGGUUUUGCUGCCCAUCGUGACACGAAUACUGGUUCCUGGUUUGUGGAAAGCAUGUGCAAGAUCUGGGCCGAACAUGCACAUGACACCGACGUUGAAACACUGAUGAAACUGGUGGGCGAAUACGCGUCUACGUAUCGCACCGAAUCGUCGAGUCUACAAACCAUCUGCACUGAACAAAGAGGAUUUUUCAGACAUCUUUAUCUGAACCCAGGCUAUUAUGAGCAUCCGGAGGUUGUUGUAGAAGUAGCAUUGAGCGAGUAAUGGCUGCCCUGCUGGCGUUUAUCUCUUUUUUCCAUCUAAUUGUAUUCGAAUGGUGCCGACAUCGGGCGAAUAUAGAAUUUAUUUUGUGCCUUCAUUGGCGAUAAUU
This is a messenger RNA of Anopheles bellator, 1414 nucleotides long. It is a transcript of the gene Dronc, whose product is annotated as caspase Dronc. Bases 1 to 1308 code for a protein of 435 amino acids. Gene Ontology annotation, molecular function: cysteine-type endopeptidase activity. The record is from RefSeq and is a predicted model, not a curated record. Gene Ontology annotation, biological process: proteolysis. The transcript is spliced from 4 exons. NCBI's taxonomy places the organism in Eukaryota, Metazoa, Arthropoda, Insecta, Diptera, Culicidae.